UUCAGAAACUUCAACUACCAACCUCUUCGUUCAUGACCUCCGAUGUCGAACUCUCCAAAGUCAAGACAUUACUUACUUCAGUUCGCGACACGCCCGUGAAUACGGUCGAUGGAGCAGAAGAUAUUCUUCAGCCAUUAUAUUUAUAUUUGAUGAAUAUUCCACCAUCCGCACCUGAUAAUACCUACCACUGGUUUUGCAGUCGCGCCAACCAGCUCACCAUUGGCGCUGCUACAUUUCUACUAAGGCUCUUUGCAUACGACAGUCCCAGAGUGGAUGAUUGGAAAAGAAGGUUGAAGUCUUGUCUCUCAGGAUGCUGUCAGUGUAUCAGAGGGUUUGGGGAAGUGAAGGCUAGCUCUCGGACAACUUAUUUUGGCGCAUUCUCUGAUGAUGUGCUCAGAUCAUUCUAUAGCAAGUUCGAUGACUGGGAACUAUCGGUGGUCGUAGAGGCUCUCGUACGCACUGGAAUAGACCUGUCCAGCUCUUCUCAGACACCUCAAGAAGUGCCUCAACCUCUGUUAUACCACAUGGUCUCAAAUAUGCGCAUCUUUCGCGACCCUCGGGUCUUGCCCCUUAUUCGUGCCUGCCCGCCCAUCUCAAUCUGGCCACUGGAUCCGCCUCCUCCUGGUUUGUUUGUACUCGUAAUAGAUGAAUCCUCUGCCGUUAGACAGUGGGCGAAAUCUCAAAUCACCAAAAGCACCCAGGUCCCAAUGUUAGAACACCAGUUUGUUGCUGGACAUGAAUUGGCGCUCCAAGCAGUCACAAGGGCUUUGACACUGUCUCGCGAAGGCGAAGGAACGACAACGGACAGUGUCAUAUCGAACUCAUUCUCCUCCGACUCGAGCGAACUUUGGGCUGGAUUCAGCCACAUUCUGCGACAUCUCCCAACGGAAGUUCUCGCCAAACCAUCUGAAGAAAUUGGCUAUCGAAGAAUCGUGACAGGCCAUCUACACGACAUUGGACGACAUUUUUCUGAUAUCUUAAAGUGUCUACUCUUCUUGCUCAAGCGUUUAGGAAAUAAGUUAUGGCAAGGCGAGGGUCCAGAGUAUCCCCAGGUCGUUUUCGAUGCAAUCAAGGACAAUCCUUCCUUCAGUGAUAUGCUACAGGAUCUCAAGUCGGCAGGCGAAAAACCAUGGUUCUUGUCGUGGUUCGGGGAGUAUCUUGCAACAAUAUCCGAUUCUGCCAUAUAUAAGGAUGUUCUAGCAAGAAUUGUGGAUUUUCUUUGUGAGGAAUUGCAGCAUGAACGGUUCCAGGAAGCACGUCCAGCGAUCAUGUAUUCCGCUGUUCGAUUACUAGCCGCUCAGGUGCGGAAAACUCAGUCUGACGAGACGUUGUCACGUCGCGUGGCAGUUUCAAGUGUACUCGACAUUCAUGCAGAGGUUUUCAUUUCGGUGGCUUUUGGUCGCUUGCACGCAAAUUCGCAGUGGAAAGAAGUUCGCAGCGCUGCUCGUGAGCUCAUCACGACGUCUUUGACUCAGGACGCCAAUGAAAUUUCCAAAUCUAUCACAACCUCCUGCGAGUUCUUGGCAGGACGCACGAAGGUGUUCCCCGUCUGUGCUAUUAGAGAACAAAUGUGGAAGAAGACAUACGAGUCUCUACAGACAAAUGACACAGAUGGCGUCGUCGCCAUCAUUGCCAUUGUUGCCCAGUUCUCUCAUAUCGACUUCUUGAACAAAGUCGCGUACAGACUCGUUCUUUCGAGUCCAAAUGCCCAAGCUUUUGAUGCCAUCAAUCGAUGCCUCGAUAUUUCUCGAAGCGGAUUUCUUGAUGUAGUAUCCAAGCUAGCAAACUACAACCAGAGGUCAUUCGUUCUUGAUGUCUUGGGUCGACCUGGAGUCGCAUGCGAUGUCAUGGUCUUGAUGCUGUCUCCCAUUGAAGACCUCCAAGGUGCUGCGAAGACGCUUGUUGGCCAAGCAUUUGAUGUCGACGUUCGGAUUGAUUGCUUUCGUGCCCUUCUUUCCAAUCUCUCAGACUCUUCGUUUGAGGGCAUCUUCAGCUUCCUGGAACGAUACAUUCACUACGCACCACAGGUACCGGAGGCCUGCAGCCUUUCCAAAUCGCUUGUGCAGUGUCUCACCGACGUCAUUGAGGUUUUGUGCUCCAGUCCAGACGGACUGUUACACGACAGCUCAUUCCUGCGGUCAAAAGACAAAGAAGCGCCUGCAGCACAGAUACCUCGUCUGUGGAACUUGAUGACACGGUCCAUUACCGUGAUAUUCAAACGCACGCCUCUCUGGUCAGAGUACUUUGAAAUUCCGGACAUGACAGUCUGGAUGCGAGAUGCGCUCAUAUUUGGGAGAGACCUUCUGGCGCAGUGGAGAGUAAUGGAGUCUGCUAGCGUCACUGCUACGGAUGAAUCGUCCUCGUUAUUAACAGGAAAGGUUCGAAAACUUUCCCGGAUGGGGAAGAACAUGAUGAGCGAUCUGCAGCCAGUGCUUACAGAGCUUGCACGGUGGCUGCGGCUUUCUGAUGAAGAGCUUCUCCAUCAAUCUUUUGCGCUGCUUCAGACGCUUCUCGAAUGUUUUCGGACAACUGAUAUUCCUCCAUCGGAAGCUACUCUUGCCAAGCUGAACAGGCACGUCGAGGCUUCCCGCAAGGAUAAGUCCGGCACUUCAAAGACCAAACUUGAUGCAAGCCGAAUAGCCCAGUUAGAGGACGCACUGACGUCAUUCGAGGAGAAGGAAGUUGAAAUCGUUUCCGUUGUUCAUGCGCCGCCGCCUCGACCUACCAAACCCCACGAACCCCCACCGCAGAAGGUACAGGCGGCAGCACGAAAGCAAAGUGAUGUCGUUCGUCGGAAACCCAAUGAUAAUGACCAACUCAAACCCGACGUUAUGAAGGGCGCAUUUCCCAAGUUCCAGCGGUUAUCAACGAGUACGUCGACGAGCGUCAGUAAAGCACCAACACUCCCCUCGGCCCCUUCAUCAGAAUAUUCCAGUGAUUCUGGAUCUGAGGCUGAAACCGUGCAGGGCGGUCUGGUCGCCUUGGGUAAAUUCCAGCGAUCACCAAAAGUCAAGAAGCCCAUGGAAAGACGUCAAGUGAAGUUACUGGACAUUCAAAACCAAGCCAAGAGUGCAACUAUGGAGCGUCUCCACCGUCGAGAAGAUGCUCGUCGUCGGGCAUUGCGUUUGAAGCCAGACAUCACCGGACUGCAUCGCACCCUCCUAUCUUGGAAUUACGACCACGAUGGUCCCAACCCUCCCACUGUUGCCCAAAAAGCACCAUUGCUUCAUGUUCCCGAUACCUUCCAAGACUAUCAGCACUAUCUCCGAGUUUUUGAGCCCUUGUUACUCCUAGAAUGUUGGUCUCAAAUUGUUCAAGCCAAAGAAAACGUAGAAGGAGUGUACGAUUGUAAAAUCACCUCCAAGCACUUCACCGAUGAUUUCGUCGACUUUGAUGCAACCAUUUCGGAGCCUGUCCAGAAAGAUUGGCGGCUGGGGGAGACGGAUGUCGUGUUACUCCGACAUCCCGAGGGUAAAAAGUCGAUCAUGAUGAAGGUUCAGAGUUUUAGGACCACGCCAAUUGGAUCGCAGAUGGGUCUCCGCUGCUUCGUGCAUUCCACUAUGGGCGACAUAGGUCUGCAUAUCAACACUGUUUGGAGCCUGAAGAAGGCUUUCAGCUUGAGCACUCUUCACCGGGAGUAUGGAGCUCUUAUGGCAUUGCCCCACUAUGAUCUCUUUCAAAUGAUAUUAACUCCGAAAUUGUCUGGUAUGCCACCUCUUGAGCAGCACGAGGUACAGCACACCAUGUCCGCAUACAGUGUCAACGAGCCGCAGGCACGAGCUAUAAUGGGAUCGCUUAAGAUAGAUGGUUUUGCGCUCAUCCAAGGACCUCCCGGAACUGGAAAAACAUCAACUAUCUGCGGUCUCGUCGAAGCUUUUCUUCAGAAGCGUCCACGUGCAGCGACAUCCAUUCAUGUUGGAAAAACCGCAACCUCUUCAGAGUCCGUGAAGAAAAUCCUACUCUGCGCACCUAGCAAUGCUGCCAUUGACGAAAUUGCUGGUCGUCUCAAAGAAGGAUACAGAGGCCCUCAACGGAAAGCAAGUUCCCUUAAAGUGGUCCGAGUUGGAACAGAAAAGGCUAUCGAUAUCAGCGUGAAAGAAGUUUCUCUUGACUACUUGGUAGAACAAAAGCUCAAUGGGCAAACUCCCAACAACACUUCCAAGGAUGCGCACAACGAGAUAAACGUGUUACGAGGCGAAAUCGAGCAGGUCAAGCAGGUCAAGCAGCAGAAGUUGGAUGAGCUGGCUUCUGUUCGCGACAACAAUGCCCGGAUGGUGGUCCUGGAGGAAGAAAUCAAGAAACUAAACUCACGACGGAUGACGCUGACGCAGCAGUUUGAUCGGUUGAAAGAUAAACAAAAAUCGGACUCUAGGACACUCGAUGCUAUACGGAGGCGCGUUAGGAUGGAGGUUCUCCAAGAGGCAGAUGUCAUUUGUUGCACUUUGUCAGGUGCAGGGCAUGAAACGCUCGAACAGCUUGAUUUCGAAAUGGUCAUCAUCGACGAAGCGGCCCAGUCCAUUGAGUUGAGCUCAUUGAUUCCACUCAAGUUUCCUUGUCAAAGAUGCAUUAUGGUUGGUGAUCCACAACAACUUCCUCCCACAGUUUUGUCUCAGGAGGCCUGUAAGUACCGGUAUAAUCAAUCGCUCUUCGUGCGCCUUCAGAAACACCGCCCCGAUGCUGUCCACCUCCUCAGCAUCCAAUACCGCAUGCACCCCGAUAUUAGCCGUCUUCCCAGCAGGAUCUUCUACCAGGGUCGACUCUUGGAUGGCUCAGAUAUGGAUGUCAAAACCAAGCAGCCGUGGCAUUUACAUCCUAAAUUCGGCACAUACAGGUUCUUCAACGUUCACCGGGGACUAGAAACCCCUGCAAGCGGUCAUUCUCUAACAAACAUUACGGAGAGCCAAGUCGCCCUCGCCUUGUAUGCACGCUUGUGUAAGGAGUUUUCCGACAUAGACUUUGACUUCCGCGUUGGCAUCGUUUCCAUGUACCGCGGUCAAGUCAUGGAGCUCCAACGAGCUUUUGAACAACGAUUUGGGAGAGAUAUUAAGGGCAGGGUACACUUCCACACUGUUGAUGGAUUCCAGGGACAAGAGAAGGAUAUUAUCAUCCUUUCUUGUGUUCGUGCUGGUCCCAGAGUGCAAUCUGUCGGUUUCCUGUCGGACGUUCGGAGAAUGAAUGUCGCUAUAACUCGUGCGCGUUCAUCUCUCUUUAUUCUGGGUCAUGCGCCUACUCUCGAGCGAAGCGACGAGAACUGGCGCAAUAUCGUACAGGACGCUCGCGAAAGGUCAUUACUCACAGAGGCGGAUGUUGGCUUCUUUACCACUCAAGCUGUGAACCCCCAAGUUCGCCGGCCUCCAUCACCACCGAAACCCAAGAAGCAGCCAGUCGUGACUUUGCCGCCUAGACCAGAUGAUCUAGUCACUCCCAAAAGCUUUGCUGAGUCUAGUCGUCGGCCUCCCUCCUCUAAACCUUCACAGACGAUUGAGGAGCAACCAUCGAUGAAAGAUCCUCCUGCAAACCUGACGGUUCCCAGAGACGUUGGCCAGAAGCGUCGUUUGGCUGAAGGUGUGAACGGUGAACCUUCAACCUCUGGACCACAUGAAACCAGGACAACGCAGCCACCUCCAAAACGGUUCAAGAAGGAGAAAGGUAGCAUCUUUAUACCAAAGAAGAACAAGCCUGGGAAACCAUAG
Molecule: messenger RNA, 5693 nt
Organism: Suillus discolor
Lineage: Eukaryota; Fungi; Basidiomycota; Agaricomycetes; Boletales; Suillaceae
Product: SEN1 N terminal-domain-containing protein
Exons: 12
Coding region: 33-5693 (1886 amino acids)
Biological process (GO): termination of RNA polymerase II transcription
Cellular component (GO): nuclear body
Molecular function (GO): transcription termination site sequence-specific DNA binding; helicase activity
Source: RefSeq, a predicted model, not a curated record